UUUCGGAAUUGCACAGGUUGUGAAUGUGCGCGUCGUGCAAUGUGGGAUGCGCGAUCAAAUCCUCUGAUGUACCGAGCCAGAAUGACAGCGAUUAUGUGUGAUAAGUUUCUUACUCCUUGAAGUUGUGGUGGUCUACGCUCAUCAUGAAGCGGAACAGAGCUGCGCUGAUUCUCUUCGCGACUCAAGUUCUACUCCAAACUUCUUCUGCUGCGCUUGUGUGCACAGGGAAAGCUCCUCGAUAUCACAAUGGAUACGCAUGCCAAGGAACCUUACUCAACAUCGGUUGCGAAGAGGGCCACGUGAUCAAUCUAUUACGCUCAAAUUUCGGCCGUUUCUCCAUUCAAAGAUGCAACGAAGAAGGUGUUCCCACCUGGUCGACGGACUGCAUGUCGCACCGAUCUCUCCGCGUGUUGCAUUCCCGAUGCAGCAGUAAGCAAAAGUGCGAGGUUUUCGCUGAUGAAACGCUUUUCGGGGAUCCUUGUCCCGGGACAAGGAAAUACCUCGAAGCACAUUACCAAUGUCUACCAGUUGUUGAGCGAGCGAAUUUGACGACUACUUCUACGACAGUGGUGUCGAUUGAACAGGAAAUGAACGUGACGAGCACGACGAUAGUUUCUAUGAAUUCAGAAGAAUCUGUGGUUGGUGGAAGAGAACUGAUGAUGACCCAAACCGAUGCCGGGGACCAAAGCGAGUAUUUGGCGGACGACAGUGACGCCGGUGGUGACGACGAUGACGAGGAUUUAUUGCCGAUCCACCAGCUUCCGUUGCGGUUUUCGAAUCGACCGCCGUCUACAGUGAAGGUUGGUGAGCCGUGUGAAGCAAAGGUCGCUCGGAACAUGACCUGGAAUCGAACUGCCCCGGGUGACACGGCGUUGCAGACGUGUCCCAGUGGAUCUGCGCCUGAAACUGCGCGAUGGAAGUGCUUUGGGCCAGCGUGGGAAACCGUGUCUCCGGAUUUAUCCAAAUGCCGGUCCCUCUACCUCAACUUUGCUUUGAAACGACUUGCGAAAGACCAAGACCUGGAGACGGCGCUGAAUGAAGUGAAGAGCGUGACAGAGUCUAAAGUGCUUUUUGGAGGCGACUUGUUCGUUAUUGCGAAGCUGCUGAAGGAAACUGCCCAGAAACUGAUGGGGAAAGAUGUGAAAGUGGUGUCGACGGAAAUCGCCAAAGUAAUGGGCAUUGGCUCGGAUUUACUGUCGCAUGACCAGGCCCAGGCAUGGGACGACCUUCCGUCGGAGUUCCGCAGUCGGGCAGCGACGGAAAUCCUGUUUGCCCUGGAAGACAAUGCGUUUGUGCUGGCUGAUGGACUCGCGGAAGACAGAACCGUGUUGGUGUCGCAAGAAAACAUCCUCAUGUCUGCCCAGAAACUUCGUCCCGACAACUUCCCGAUCGUCACGUUCCCGUCGGAGGAAGAGGCGAGCUUCUGGCCGGAAGUCUCUGCUCUGGGCAACUCCAUACGAAUCCCUGGACGGGCCCUGGAGCGGAAGUAUGGGUCGAGGAAUGGUGCUAGCUCAGCAGCCAAGGUUGUGUUCUUUCUCAUUGCCCACAUGGAGCGGAUUUUGGCGCCGGAGAAUGCCAGUGAAGCCAGGCUGGGCUCGAGCGUGGUUUCAGCGAGUGUUGCUGUCGGGAGACACGUGCAAUUGGCCGAGCCUGUGACUAUAGUUUUCAAGAACCUCUGGGACGAACAACUGGACAGGAAUGUGACUGGACGAGCGUGUGUCUUUUGGGACUACAUCAACCAUGCGUGGAGUGAGGAAGGCUGCGGAGUGUCGGUGCAGAAUUCGACGCACACAGUGUGCAAAUGCUCGCACCUGACCCACUUUGCCGUCCUCUUGACUCUCGGAGAUGAGCACACGCUGGCCCAGCAGUUGGGCCAGGACUGGCAAUUGCGCAAGUUUGCCGACUGGGCUGCAUCUGUUGCGUGCUACGCGUGUGCUGCAGCUCUGGGAGUGGCCUGGGCCCUGACUGCGGCGUGUGGCAAGGACCUGGACUGGGGCAUUUGGCGCAAUAUGCUAGCGUGUGUAGGAGUGGGGACACUGGUCAUGGGACUCGGUGGAAUAGGCCACGGGUCCGGUGGAGUCUGGUGCGGGUUGCUGGCCGGAACAGCGCAGUACUUUUUCCUCGCCGGCUUCUUGUGGACUUUUAUACAAGAGUUUGAUUUGUACAUGGCGCUGGUGGAGUUGGCAGGACUGGAUGCGAAGCGGAGAAUGCGCUGGUAUGCCGUGUGUGCGUACGGGUUGCCGUUGGUGGUGGUGUGUGCGUCUGCUGGUGCUGACCCUGCUGCAUAUGCCCACCAAACCCUGGGCUUUUGCUGGCUCCAGUUUGGUCUGCUUUCCCUGCUGUCCUUCGCUGGACCCGUUUUGGUGCUCAUUGUGGCCACAGUCGUCGUUGUCCUGAUGGCACUCCUGCUGUCGUCCAGAACCUCUGCAUCCCUGCCCAGGUCGCACACGUUGACCAGAUCCCAGCCCCCUGCGGACAGGAUCACUGCGGCCGACCUCAACACGUCUGCCGUGAUUGCGCAGACUCGGAAGUGGAUAGCGUGGUCGGCGGGCUUUGCCACAGUGCUGACUGUGUGCUGGACCAUGGCCCUGUUGUCGGUGUCGGAGGGCACCCUGUCGGGGACGACCAUGAGUUGGCUGAGGAUCUCCUACGCCCUGGCUGCUGUCGGCCUGGGCCUGGUUGGCGUGCUGGGAGUGGUUGUGUUGGGCGAGAAGCAGUUUGGGGACUGUCAAGUCAGGUGUAGGCGAUGGUGUUGCGGGGCCAAGAAGACCGCAGGCGGCAGUGCGGAGGAGCAGGAAGAGGCGGCGGCCAGGAGGGCCGACGGCGGGCCCGCUGGCGAUGAACGACGAAAACGGGGAGAGAAUGGGAUGCUGGAGACGCGGGUGGACCACGGGACGGAGCCCGGGAUGAACUACUACAUCACGACGCUCAAGAACUUCUCGUCGACCGUGUGUCCCCGCUGCCCGCAGCCGUAUUGCAACAUGGGGGAUCAACUCCUGUUGUCGAGCACGUCGACGUCGACGGCAGCCCUGCACUCGUCGUCGUCGUCGUCGACGCACCAGGCGGCCGUGUCCGCGUUGCGGGCCCAGAGUCCCGGCAACCACACCUACAUGGAGCUGGAGCUUAACACGGACGCGAGCAGGAUUUAUGCGGAGAUUGAGCACAACGGCAGGGACCACCACCCGCACAACAAUCUGCUGACGGAGGCGGUGAGCAGUAGUGGCAGGCAGCAGCGGAGGAGUGGAGGAGUAGGAGCUGCAGCAGUAGCAGCAGCAGCGCACUCGCGGGACAGAUCCGACGGCAGCAACCUGAGCGUGCCGUCGUCUUCGUCGGCCUCCGUGUCCUACUACAGCGAUGGCAGGCCGCUGCUGCAUCACCCGCGACAGGGCCAGAGUCUGGACGCGGGCAUCGUGAGGAACAUUCAGAGCAUCCCCGAGGACAGGGCCCUGGACACGCGAUCCAUGAGCAUGGGCAAGAGACUGAAUUGCGGACGGUCGGGCUGUGGACCGUUGCCCGUGCCGCCGAUGCCUGGUGACGGCGGGUCCACGCUGAUGAUGAUGACGACGACUUCCACGGCGGCCUACGCCAUGAACAACUUGAACCGCGGCUCGCCCGACUCCAACAUCGAGCAGCCGAGGAGAGCGAGUUGUUGGCAGUCUCAUUAUGAUCUGCAUCGGAUGUCAUUUCAAGAGACAUGGGAGAAGCUCCUUGGCAGCCUUAUUGCCAGAAGCAUUGUUCCUCAUGGCAGUGGUGACAGCCUGGCUCGGGUCAUUGGCCACCUUCACUUCCUCUACACUUUGCCUCCACACAGCUGCCACACUCCCUACCACAUUGCAAGUGUUUUUGAGGGAGUUUCUUUCUGCACCAUUUUCAUUUCCGAUUUCACUUAUGGCAUCUGGCUGAGUUCAAGAAACACCGGACACGACUUCAAAGAGUUCGGCUACUCCACGAAAAUGUUCGCUUGGAUCCUGGGAACCCUGCAAACAACAAUUUACUUGGCAACUUUCUUCAUCGCCAACAAGAAACGGAUCUCGUUUUCAGCUGACAAGAAAAACGCAUGUGAAACAUGAAGCACGAGCUCGUAGUCCUGUUCUUUUCUUCUCUCCCCGCACAAACAAACAAGACGACUCUUUUUUUUUUUUUUUCGUCAGCAGCAGCAAAAAUUCAAUCACAACAUACACAUCCACGCACUUACAAAUCAUGGAACAAAAAUCUUUCUCUCAUGAACAACAUCAUUACAUCACUUUCUGACGGAGGAGGAGGAGGAGGGAGAGGCAAGUUUGGGGGGAAAGGGGACGAAGUAGGAGGAAAAGAGAGAGAGAAUUUGUUCAUCCACAAUUUUCUUUUCUUCACGAAAAAAAUAACACUCUUUGAGAUCAAAAAAACCCCCACACAGCAGGGCAGCAAUAAAGCUAUCUCCUUCCCUCCCAUGUUUUCUUUUUCUUGCUUGUCUUACAAAAAAAAGGGCCUUUGCAGCCAACAUUCAUUCAUUCAAAUAAUCAAAUCAUCAUCAUGUUCAAAGUUCACAAACGCUGAAACCGAAAACAAAACCAAAAUUAACCUUUCUUUUCAACAACCACUGAUACAGUACUGGGACUUUUCUUUUCAUCAACCAAAAAAAAAAAAAAAACUGCAGUUGAAACGAUAAUGGAUUAUAGUCAAGGAUGGUCGUCGAAAUGCUGCCAAACAAUUCUUCACCUUUUGCGCUGACAAAUAAGUCAGUGAGAUGAAUUUGUCCUGAGCCGUCGAGAGAAAAAAAAAGAAAGAACCCCCAACGCAGGAAGUCGCACUACAAGAUAAAAUACCGUAUUCGUGCGAAUCCACAAGACCUUAAGAUCCACUUGAAUUUGUCAAAAAUGAAUAAAUUCUUAUGAAAAAAAAAUCGAGACGCAUCGUCUCACUUUCCCAAAAAAUGGUAAUGAACAUGCCGCGAAAUAACUCUAUAUUGACCUUUUAAUUGAAAUUACGUCACAAUCCAAAAUUUCGAUGACGAGGCCAUCAAUAGAAAAAUUAUACAACUUCCUCGAUUCGAAUUAAUUGGCAGAUUCUUGGGUUUUUGUUCAGAUCACGCUUCCAACUAAUCUUUCCAGUGGUUGAAACACCGCAGAGUCAAUAAUUUAGACUUUCACCAGUAAGAGAACUCCACAUAAAAUGUGACUAAAAUAAGGGAACCAAUUCGCGCGAAUACGGUAAUCAAUGCUUUUUUCUUAAAUAAAGUGAAAUACAUGAAAUGAUUCAAAAACGCGAAACAAAAACAUUGGCAUCAACGUCAACGAUGAAUAAAAAAAAAACAAAACAAAAAACAACACACACACACACAAAAAUGGACACAAAAAAUAAAUAAAUAAAAUAAACGUUGAAAUGAACAAGGCUUUCUUCUUCACUCUCCCUCCGCGAUCUGGGAUGAAAAAUAGCUCACCAAUCCUCCGAACUCGCCCGUGCUUUCCCCUUGACUCUCCGGGUGAUGAUGAUGUUGAUGUUGUUGAACCGUCGCCGCUUCUCCUCCCCGCCCAGAAACGGAAACCGAACUCAACUCUGCAUACUCGGGUGGCCCACC
This is a messenger RNA of Notodromas monacha, 5557 nucleotides long. NCBI's taxonomy places the organism in Eukaryota, Metazoa, Arthropoda, Ostracoda, Podocopida, Cyprididae. The record is from the annotation of a GenBank genome assembly.